This is a messenger RNA of Marasmius oreades (fairy-ring Marasmius), 732 nucleotides long. RefSeq lists its product as uncharacterized. The transcript is spliced from 8 exons. NCBI's taxonomy places the organism in Eukaryota, Fungi, Basidiomycota, Agaricomycetes, Agaricales, Marasmiaceae. The coding region runs from base 1 to 732 and encodes 243 amino acids. The record is from RefSeq and is a predicted model, not a curated record.
AUGAUGUAUGAUCUGCUUGCAGUGGCAGGCUCGUUUUGGGAACUUGCGCGCCCGGGGUUAAAGUUUCCGUUCCCGUUGGCGCGUUUAGAAUUUGUUCUUCAGAUCACUCGAUAUUUGAUACUCUUUUUUAUGGGAUUUACCGUCGACUGUAUUCUGAUCUUUCGGUGUUAUGUUAUCUUUGGCUAUCGAAGGAGGUUCUUUUUCGUACCUCUCAUUCUCUGUAUCGUCAUUGAUGUGGGAGCCAUAAUCAGCGGAGUUUGGGACGCUGUGGAAACGAGGAAGAUUGGGCAUGAUUCGGACCUCAUGGAUAACAUAUCCAACUCGUUUUUGGGCGCUAGCGCAUUGUUUAAUUUUGUGCUCACGGGCGCGAUAGCUGGUAAAAUUUGGUCAGUCUUGCGUGGGAGUCUUGCCGUGGAUGAUUGGACGAAGAGACGGUUUAAAAUGGUUGUUUCUAUUGUGCUCGAAUCGGGAUUGCUGUACUCACUUACGAUAGCUGUGAUGAUUGUUGGAGAUCUCCUUGACGCGGAGACUUUUAAUAUUGCAUCGAUUAUGACGCAGAUUUCGGGAAUCGCACCGACGCUUAUGAUUGUUCGUGCCAACAUUAGUCGGGGUCUUGAAGACGAGGAAGACACUCAGUUCAAUCUUAGUACUCGAUUUGGUGUUAGUACCGGAAGCGCCACUGAGCGUAGCAAGUCAGGUGUUAUGGUAUUUACUACUCGUGAGGAGCCGUAG